Messenger RNA from Trametes versicolor FP-101664 SS1, 891 nucleotides. RefSeq names its product sorbose reductase sou1. NCBI's taxonomy places the organism in Eukaryota, Fungi, Basidiomycota, Agaricomycetes, Polyporales, Polyporaceae. The record is from RefSeq and is a predicted model, not a curated record. The coding region runs from base 1 to 891 and encodes 296 amino acids. Gene Ontology annotation, molecular function: oxidoreductase activity, acting on NAD(P)H, oxygen as acceptor. Gene Ontology annotation, cellular component: intracellular anatomical structure. The transcript has 7 exons.
AUGGCCUCCACGCAGGGAGGGCUGCCGCCCUACGGCCCGGUCGGUGUCACCAGGGCUCUCGAAGCCUCGUCUUCCGCCCGCGCGGCCCCCACGAUCUUCGAGAACGAGUUCUCACUGAAGGACCGUGUCGCGCUCGUCACGGGCGCGAACCGCGGGAUUGGGCUCGAGAUGGCGCUCGCGCUGACGGAGGCAGGCGCACGUACGGUGUACUGCGUCGACCUGCCCAAGGAACGCGGGGAGGAGUUCCAGAGGGUGGAGGCGUAUGUGGGGAAGAUGGAGGGGAAGGGGAGGUUGGAGUAUAUUAGCGCAGAUGUGACAGACCAGGAGACGAUGUGGAAGAUUGGAGAGAAGAUCGGGAGCGCCGAGGGCCGUAUGGACGUGUGCAUCGCUGCGGCGGGCAUCCUCAAGGGCGACAUGAGCUGCCUGGACUACCCGGCAGAGCGUUUCAAGGAGGUGCUCGCAGUGAACGUCAACGGUGUCUUGUACACCGCGCAAGCGGCGGGCCGCCAGAUGGCCAAGUUCGACAAUGGCGGAAGCAUCAUCUUGAUUGGCAGCAUCAGCGGGAGCGGCGCGAACCAGGGGCAUCCGUGGGUGUCGUACAAUACCUCUAAGUCGGCCGUGCUGCAGAUGGCGCGCAGCAUGGCGUGCGAGCUCGGCCCUAAGAGGAUCAGAGUGAACACCAUCAGCCCAGGAUACAUCAACACCACCAUGACGGGCCAGUUCCUCGAGAAGCGGCCGGAGCUGCUGGAGAAGUGGUGUAGCAACAACCCGAUGGGCCGCAUCGGGCGGCCAGACGAGCUGCGCGGAGCGACUGUUUGGCUCGCCAGUGACGCGAGCACGUUCUGCACGGGCAGCGACAUCGUUGUCAGCGGUGGCCACCAUGCUUGGUAA